AAUGAAAAGGCAGUGGGCUUCCAGUCCAUGCUCUCGAACUGCUCUCCCCAUUUCCACCGUACUUUAUCGAGAUAUUGGCGAUGCUUGUGCCAGUCUUGGAUAUAGUUCGCUUCAACAACGUCAUUUGAGAAGCCUCGACGUCUGUGUGUGUGAUGUGUAGGAGAUGUGUCCCUUGUGUAUCUAAACCAGAGAGUCGAACCGAAACGUUUAACGGUCCGGUUCGGGUUUAGGUUCGGCGAUAAGGGUUCGGAUCCGGUUCAGGUCCAGAAGGCAAUUAUAAUGGUUCAAAACGGUUCGGUUUCCGAACCGGUUCAGGAACGAUGGGUGCGAAUGAAGCACAACAGGUCCUUUGUUUGCAUGGAUAUGGACAGAAUGCAAAGGUGUUUGCUUCCAAGAUUGGGGCAUUCCGUAAAGCGACAAAAAGUCUACUUGACUUAGAAUUCAUUGAUGCUCCAAAUGUUCUUCCUCCCCGGUGUGAAAACGGAAUUCAAGAAGGUGACAGAUGUGCCUGGUGGUAUUCAAUGUCUGAUGAUACAGUCACAUGUUUGGAACUCUCCCAUAAGAGCAUUGUCUUUGAGAGAUCUAUAAAUGCCAUAAGGGAAGCUUGGAUAUCACACGGUCCUUUUGACGGUAUAUUAGGGUUUAGUCAGGGAGCCACAAUGGUUACAUUUGUUCUGUUUCUGCAAGCCCUUGGAAAAAUCCAGAGCAAUUUCAGGUUUGCAGUGAUGAUUGCGGGCGGCGAGUCCAGGUCCCUGUACUGGGAUGUUGUCUGUGAGCCAAGCUUAGUUACCAUCCCAACGUUACACAUAAUUGGAGAGAAUGACAGCAUAGUUCCCAAAGAAGUAUCAUGUGGGGCAUUGCAGCAUUUCAGCUCGCCUAGCGUCCUUUUCCAUCCUGGAGGUCAUUAUAUUCCAGGAAGUGGGCCAUGCAAGUUAGAGUACAGGAAUUUUUUUAAAGAGCAGUUGCGACAGAAACAUCACUCAUAGGUGGACGUUUCAAAAUAAAUGCUAUUCUGCUUAUA
This is a messenger RNA of Ornithodoros turicata, 1021 nucleotides long. Its product is annotated as esterase OVCA2-like. The record is from RefSeq and is a predicted model, not a curated record. Gene Ontology annotation, cellular component: cytoplasm; nucleus. The coding region runs from base 321 to 986 and encodes 221 amino acids. Lineage: Eukaryota; Metazoa; Arthropoda; Arachnida; Ixodida; Argasidae. Gene Ontology annotation, molecular function: hydrolase activity. The transcript is spliced from 8 exons.